Otolemur garnettii (small-eared galago) is the source of this 3128-nucleotide messenger RNA. RefSeq names its product Bloom syndrome RecQ like helicase (gene BLM). Bases 55 to 3036 code for a protein of 993 amino acids. Gene Ontology annotation, molecular function: four-way junction helicase activity; ATP binding; hydrolase activity, acting on acid anhydrides, in phosphorus-containing anhydrides. Gene Ontology annotation, biological process: double-strand break repair via homologous recombination; telomere maintenance; DNA replication. The transcript has 17 exons. The record is from RefSeq and is a predicted model, not a curated record. Gene Ontology annotation, cellular component: cytoplasm; chromosome; nucleus. NCBI's taxonomy places the organism in Eukaryota, Metazoa, Chordata, Mammalia, Primates, Galagidae.
CAUACUUACCUUGUAGCUAGACAGAUAAGUGUACAGCAGCAGCUCAUCCACGUGAUGGACCAUAUCUGUAAGUUAAUUGAUACAGUUCCUGCUGAUAAACUGAAAGCUUUGGAUUGUGGGGACGAACUGCUUCUGCAGCGGAACGUGAGAAGGAAACUGCUAGCGGAAGUAGAUUUUAACAGAAGUGGCACAAGUCACCUUGGCUCAGCGUGGAGACUCAGGCCUGAUCCUUGUGGUAGCCCUGUGGAGGAGGAUUCUUCUGGGGAGAAUUUUAUGAAGGAGUUAGCUUUCCCAUACCUCCCCUCAAAUCCAAUUUCCCCUGGGGAAUAUUUACCAACUACCGCCCUGGGAAAGACAGGAUUCUUAGCCACCACAAAGAAUCACUGUGAAAGCAUGUUAUUGGAGUCCUCUUUACAGAAAUCCUUUGUAAGUAACAACUGGGCUGAAACCCCAAAGCUAGAAAAAAGCAAGGAAAGCUCUUUUUUCCCAGGAAGUGUUCUCACAAGCACUGCUGUGAAAGAUCAGAAUAAAAACACUGCUUCAAUAAAUGACUUAGAAAGAGAAAUCCAAGCUUCCUGUGAAGUUGAUAAUUUUGACAUAGAUGACUUUGAUGAUGAUGAUGACUGGGAAAAUAUAAUGCAUAAUUUAGCAGCCAGCAAAUCCUCCACAACUGCCCAUCAGCCCAUCAGGGAAGGUCGACCAGUUAAAUCAGUGUCUGAAAGAAUUUCUUCAGCCAAGACAAACUGUCUUCCAGUGGCAUCUACUGCUCAAAACAUAAACUUCUCAGAGACAAUUCAGAGUUACACUGAUAAGUCAGAGCAAGAUUCAACAUACAGAAAUGUGAAACAUGAACAUUUCCAAAGUCUUAAUUUCCCGCAUACAAAAGAAAUGUUGAAGAUUUUUCAUAAAAAAUUUGGCCUGCACAAUUUUAGAACUAAUCAGCUAGAGGCGAUCAAUGCUGCGCUACUUGGUGAAGAUUGCUUCAUUUUAAUGCCAACUGGAGGUGGUAAAAGUUUGUGUUACCAGCUACCAGCCUGUGUUUCUCCUGGGGUCACUGUUGUCAUUUCUCCCUUGAGAUCACUAAUUGUAGAUCAAGUCCAAAAGCUAACCUCCUUGGAUAUUCCAGCUACGUAUCUGACAGGUGAUAAGACUGACUCAGAAGCUACAAGUAUUUAUCUCCAAUUAUCGAAGAAAGACCCAAUUAUAAAACUUCUAUAUGUGACUCCAGAGAAGGUCUGUGCAAGUAAUAGGCUGAUUUCUACUCUGGAGAAUCUGUAUGAGAGGAAACUCUUGGCACGUUUUGUUAUUGAUGAAGCACAUUGUGUCAGUCAGUGGGGACAUGAUUUCCGUCAAGAUUACAAAAGAAUGAACAUGCUUCGCCAGAAGUUUCCUUCUGUCCCAGUGAUGGCUCUUACUGCUACAGCCAACCCCAGGGUGCAGAAGGAUAUCCUCACCCAGCUGAAGAUACUCAGGCCUCAGGUGUUUAGCAUGAGCUUUAACAGACAUAAUCUGAAAUACUACGUUUUACCGAAAAAGCCUAAAAAGGUGGCAUUUGAUUGCUUAGAAUGGAUCAGAAAGUAUCACCCAUAUGACUCAGGGAUAAUUUACUGCCUCUCCAGGAGAGAGUGUGACACAAUGGCUGGUACACUGCGGAAAGAUGGUCUUGCUGCUCUGGCAUAUCACGCCGGCCUCAGUGACUCUGAGCGAGAUGAGGUGCAGCACAAGUGGAUUAACCAGGACGGCUGCCAGGUUAUCUGUGCAACAGUGGCGUUUGGCAUGGGAAUUGACAAACCGGAUGUGCGGUUUGUAAUCCAUGCAUCUCUCCCUAAGUCCGUGGAGGGUUACUACCAAGAAUCUGGGAGAGCUGGAAGAGACGGGGAGAUGUCUCACUGCCUGCUUUUCUACACUUAUCAUGAUGUGACCCGACUGAAAAGACUUAUAAUGAUGGAAAAAGAUGGAAAUCAUCACACAAAAGAGACUCAUUUCAAUAAUUUGUAUAGCAUGGUGCAUUACUGUGAAAAUAUAACAGAAUGCCGGAGAAUACAGCUUUUGGCUUACUUUGGUGAAAAUGGAUUUAAUCCUGAUUUUUGUAAGAAAUACCCAGAUGUUUCUUGUGAUAAUUGCUGUAAAAGAAAGGAUUAUAAAAUAAGAGAUGUGACUGAUGAUGUAAAAAGCAUUAUAAGAUUUGUUCAAGAACAUAGUUUAUCACAAAGAGCAAGAAAUAUAAAACAUAUUGGUUCUGCUGGAAGAUUUACUAUGAAUAUGCUGGUCGAUAUUUUCUUGGGGAGUAAGAGUGCAAAAAUUCAGUUGGGUAUAUUUGGAAAGGGAUCUGCUUAUUCACGACACAAUGCCGAAAGACUUUUUAAAAAGUUGAUACUUGACAAGAUUUUAGAUGAAGACUUGUAUAUCAAUGCCAAUGACCAAGCAAUUGCUUAUAUUAUGCCUGGAGAUAAAGCCCAAACUGUACUGAGUGGACAUUUAAAGGUAGACUUCAUGGAGACGGAAAAUUCCAGCAGUGUGAAAAAACAAAAAGCUUUAGUAGCAAAAGUAUCUCAGAGGGAAGAGAUGGUUAAGAAAUGUCUUGGAGAACUCACAGAAGUCUGCAAGUCUCUGGGCAAAGUUUUUGGUGUCCAUUACUUCAAUAUUUUUAAUAUUGUCACUCUGAAGAAGCUUGCAGAGUCUUUAUCUUCUGACCCGGAGGUUUUGCUUCAAAUUGAUGGUGUUACUGAAGACAAACUGGAAAAGUAUGGUGCAGAAGUUAUUGCAGUAUUACAGAAGUACUCUGAGUGGACUUUUCCAGGUCAGUAUAGCAAAUUGCUCUUGUUCACAAAGCCCUGUUUCCACCACCACAGCACCCUCUGCACUCUGCCUGGCAGAAAGGUAUCUUCCAAAACUAAAUCCUCCAACGUAAUUGGAUCCAGCUCAGCCUCACAUGAUUCUCAGGCACCAUCAGGAGCCUGCAGAAAAUUGGGGAUCAUGGCUCCACCCAAACCUGUAAACAGACCAUUUCUUAAGCCUUCUUAUGCAUUUUCAUAACAACCAAAUCUCAGUAUGUACACAUCCUGUUUGUCAGUGUCUGACCAGCUGUGAACACAAAGCUGUUUAUUCCUGUGCCAUUUGAAUUUAUG